AUGGCGAAGGCAAAAGACCCGUCGACCUCUGCUGAAUCCGAAGCACCUACCGACGAUGCUGCAGAGGAAACUACCAUCGCCGUCAAGGAUGAUGAGCAGCGGGAGGAAAAGCCCAAAGUGGGCAACUAUUGGAGAGUCCUUUCACAUAGAACGUCAACCGACAGUGCAGGCCUUCUCAUUGGGAUUCUUUGCGCCGUCGCCUCGGGCACAGCACUCCCACUGAUGAAUAUUGUCUUUGGCAAUUUGGUUGGCGACUUCAAUGGCUACUUCGUCCCAGACAGCGGUGUGACUGAGUCAGAAUUCAAAAGCUCGGUCAACAAGAAUGCCCUAUACAUCUUCGCCUUGUUUAUAGCCAAGUUCGGCUUGACCUAUGUCUCAAUGUUCUGCUUCCGGACGACGGGACUUCGAAUAUCUGCCAACUUGAGACUGGCCUAUAUGAAGUCGCUUUUUUCACAACCGAUCAAGAGGUUGGACGAGGUUUCAUCGGGCACGGUGACAAACACGAUCACCACUUCUGCCAACACGAUUCAAAUGAGUAUAUCGGACAAGCUUCAUUCCCUGUUCAUGUCCCUCGCCCUGAUAAUUUCAGCCUAUGCCGUUGCAUUUCGAUAUUCGUGGGCCAUGACACUGGUGACGAGCUCAACAUUACUCUUUGUGCUGGUGGUGUAUUCCAUUAGCACGCCCAUAGUCCUCAAGCAGAUGCAGCAACUGGAAAAAGCGAAUGAAAGAGCAGCUUCGAUAGCUGGAGAGAUUUUCAGCUCAGUUCGAGCAGUCUUCUCGUUAGGCGCAGAACCAGCCUUGACCAGGAAGUAUUUCUCAGCAGUGGGAGAUGCCAAAAAGCAUGGCCUCAGCAUGUCUAUGCAGAUGGGCAUUCAACUAUGGCCGAUAUACUUUUCCAUAUAUUGCAGCUUCGCCCUGUCCUUCUGGUUUGGCUUGAAACUCUUACGUGAAGGCCACAUCGACAACAUCAGCACCGUCAUAACUGUCUUCUUCUCCAUUCUCAUAGUCGUCGGCGUUUUGGGCACCCUGGUCGCACCUCUCAUUCUAAUGCAGAAAGCCAUUGGUGCUUCGACCGAAUUCUUUGCAAUGAUCGAUUCCCCCAGCUUGUCUUAUGAAGGCUUGGACGAAUCGGACGUGAGCUCCCACCAAGAUAUCGAAUUCAGAGACGUCUCCUUUGCCUAUCCCUCGCGACAACAUGUUCCCGUUCUGCAAGGUUUCGAUGCCUCUUUUCCGAAUGGCAAAACGACUGCUCUGGUAGGUCCUUCGGGCAGUGGCAAGAGCACAAUCGUCGCAUUAUUGGAGCGCUGGUACGAACUCAGACCGGACAAGGAUGGCGAAGAGGAGGCACAUAAGUCUCGGGCCAUGAACCACGGCGCAAUCUUUGUGGGUGGUCAUAAUAUCUCCGAUACGAAAUUGAAGUGGUGGCGAUUGCAAAUUGGACUUGUUCAGCAGGAACCAUUUAUCUUCAACGAUACAAUCCUUAACAAUGUCUCCUUUGGCUUACUUGGUACCAAAUGGGAGAAUGAGAGCGACGAGCUGAAAAGACAGCGUGUGGAAAAUGCCUGCAAGGAAGCUUUUGCAGAUGAGUUUAUACGUCAGCUUCCAGACGGAUAUCUGACCAAAGUCGGCGAAAGCGGCAUCAAGUUGAGCGGUGGUCAGCGUCAACGUCUGGCCAUCGCCCGCAGCAUCAUCCGCGAGCCUGUCAUUCUAAUCCUCGAUGAAGCAACAAGUUCAAUCGACGUCCGUGGUGAGAAGAUAGUGCAACAAGCUCUGGAUCGAGUCUCCCGAAAUCGCACGACCAUAGUCAUUGCACAUCGGCUUUCCACAAUCCGAAAAGCCGAUAAAAUCGUCGUCAUGCGUCAAGGGCGCAAAGUUGAAGAAGGCACCCACGACACACUUCUGUCCAUUCCGGAUGGCGUUUACGCCGGUCUCGUACAUGCACAGCAGCUAGAGGCAGAGACGGCGCCUCCAAUGACAGACGCCGAUGAAGGAUCUAUCGAUGCCGUGGAACGAAUCGACACAAUAGCUUCCACCAAACAGACUGCGGAAGUGUCAGCCACUGCCUACAAACGCAAAGGCUUAAUAGGCUCGGUAGGGCUCUUUUUCUACGAGCAGCGGCGUCAUUGGAAGAUAUAUGUUGUGCUUGUUGCAGGUGUUUUGGGAGCGGCAGCUGGGUACCCAUUGCAGAGUUACAUCUUCGCCAACCUUAUUGAAGUGUUCACUUAUACCGGAAACAAACUCAAGUCCCGCGGUGACUUUUGGUCGUUGAUCUUCUUCAUCCUCGCCCUCGGUGUUGGUCUUUGUUAUUUCACGCUGGGCUACGUCUCCAAUUACAUAUCAGUGCUCGUGGGAACCACAUAUCGACUUGAAUACUUUCAAAACAUACUUCGUAACCCGAUCCCAUUCUACGACCGAGAGGGCAAUUCAUCCGGCUCUCUAAUGGGUCGUCUCUCCACAGACCCCAAAGUGCUUCAGGACCUACUGGGCUUCAACGGCAUUUUCCCUGCCAUUGCUGUCUUUAAUGUCAUUGGAUGCAUCGCCAUCUCCUUCACGUACGGGUGGAAAUUGACCGUGGUCGUCUUGUUCUCUGCGAUGCCCGUCAUUUUGGUAGCAUUCAUGGUCCGCAUCCGAUUCGACCUGACCUUCGAGGAGUGGAACAACCAGGUCUUUUCGCAAAGCUCGCAGUUCGCCAACGAGGCCAUCGGUGCCUUCCGCACAGUCACCUCACUGACCAUGGAAGACACCAUCAUCACCAAAUAUCAGACGCUGCUGCGCGAUCAGAUCCGCAAAUCAACACGAAAAGCGACCUAUGCUGCUCUUGUCUUUGCUCUAUCCGAUAGUCUCGAACUCUGCUCAAUCGCACUGACAUUCUGGUACGGUGGCCAGCUCCUUGCAUCUCACGAAUAUACCACUACUCAGUUCUUCGUCAUCUACAUCGCCCUCAUCAUGGGUGCCCAAGGCGCUGGCCAAUUCCUCAGUUUCGCACCUGACUUGGCCAACGCCACCGCGGCCGCCAACCGUAUUCUCGACAUCCGACACGAAGUCGCCGAAAAUAAACGCAAGACCUCCACGCGCCCACACUCCACACUCACCCCCUCCCGAACCGGUGCCAAAAUCGACUUCCACAAUGUGACGUUCCAAUACCCGACCCGCAACACUCCCAUUUACCGGCGACUCAAUAUCUCCAUACCCGCAGGACAUUUCGUAGCCUUCGUCGGUCCAUCCGGCUGCGGUAAAACAACAGUCAUAUCGCUCCUGGAGCGCUUCUACGAGCCCAGCGAAGGCACGAUUCUCUUCAACGACACAGAUAUUCGCGACUUAGAAUUAUCAUCCUACCGUCGGGCCCUGUCCCUGGUGGCCCAAGAACCCAAACUCUUUGACGGCACGAUCCGCGAGAAUCUCGUCCUGGGUCUGUCGGACGGUGAGGCUGCCCUUGACGACGCCAAAAUUGUCCGCGCCUGCCAAGCGGCAGAGAUCCAUGACUUCAUCACCUCCCUACCAGACGGGUAUGCGACACCCUUGGGCAUCAACACGCAAACAUCGCUCAGCGGAGGACAGAAACAGCGCUUGUGCCUUGCCCGUGCGCUGCUCCGGGAACCCAUGCUCCUCUUGCUCGACGAGGCGACGUCCAGUCUCGACUCGCAGUCCGAAAAGCUCGUGCAGGCCGCGAUCGAGAACCUGGCAGGCCAAAGAAGCAUGACUGUGAUUGCGGUCGCGCAUCGUCUCGCUACAAUCCAGAAGGCAGAUCUGAUUUUUGUGUUUGGCGAGAGCGAAGUUGGAACGGGGUCGAGAAUUCUGGAACACGGUACGCAUCAUGAUUUGUUGCGGAGGAGGGGGGCGUAUUGGCAGAUGGUAAGCAUUGAGCUCCACAACCCCUUACCCAUACAGUACCCGCCUGUUUUGAAAAGCCUCGUGUUUUGUCGUUCCUUGGGUCUUUCGUGUUUUCAUCCACCGAGUAGCGCCCAAAAUUGA
Exophiala spinifera is the source of this 3972-nucleotide messenger RNA. RefSeq lists its product as uncharacterized. Gene Ontology annotation, molecular function: ATP binding; ABC-type oligopeptide transporter activity; ATP hydrolysis activity. Bases 1 to 3972 code for a protein of 1323 amino acids. Gene Ontology annotation, cellular component: membrane. NCBI's taxonomy places the organism in Eukaryota, Fungi, Ascomycota, Eurotiomycetes, Chaetothyriales, Herpotrichiellaceae. The record is from RefSeq and is a predicted model, not a curated record. Gene Ontology annotation, biological process: transmembrane transport. The transcript is spliced from 11 exons.